AUGGGGGCUAAAUUCACCAUCUGCUGCUGUCACUACUACCUGAGACACAACAGAGAGGAGAAGAAUGCUAUUCUGCGUAUUCGUACCAGUGCAGCCCCCAGACCCCCGGACCUGUUGCCCAGUGAGUCCAGUGACAGUGACACAGAGGAGGAGAGUCUCUUUGGGCCGGACACUUCGAGAUGGAGCCUGUGGAGCAACAAGAGCCAGAGGGGCACCUCUGAUCCACAGUCCAACACAAACAGACCCCGCGGUUCUCCCCUCAGGCGAGAAUCGGACAGAGAGUUACAGGCCUUUAUCAGCAUGAGAGACCAGGCUGACAAGGCUACAGAGGAAUGGGAGAAGCUGAAUUAUGACAUACACACUUUGCGCUACGCAAAACGAGAAGUACAAUCUCGAUGGAAGAAAAUCCUGGUGCAGCUAGGUUAUCAGUGUGAGGUGGACGCCCUGCUGUGUGUGGACAAACGGAGGUUCAGUCGAGAUCAGGAGCAUCACAACAGAACCACGGAACUGUUGAAACAGCUGCUGGACCACACCUCUCUGUUCCCUCCUGGGACGGGGCCCCAGAACAGAUACCUCUGUGUCAUGGACUGCCUGGUGUCACUGGACAGUGCUGAGGAGUUUGUCAGACUGGCCAAAAAGAAAUAUCCCAAGCAAUAA
Messenger RNA from Paralichthys olivaceus (Japanese flounder), 657 nucleotides. Its product is annotated as melanoregulin-like. The record is from RefSeq and is a predicted model, not a curated record. Gene Ontology annotation, biological process: melanocyte differentiation; melanosome transport. Lineage: Eukaryota; Metazoa; Chordata; Actinopteri; Pleuronectiformes; Paralichthyidae. Gene Ontology annotation, cellular component: melanosome.